Molecule: messenger RNA, 816 nt
Organism: Pochonia chlamydosporia 170
Lineage: Eukaryota; Fungi; Ascomycota; Sordariomycetes; Hypocreales; Clavicipitaceae
Product: esterase, SGNH hydrolase-type, subgroup
Exons: 2
Coding region: 1-816 (271 amino acids)
Source: RefSeq, a predicted model, not a curated record
AUGGAUAAGAAAAUCAACACAUCGCGAUUCUACUUUGAAUACAAAGGUCACCCCAUACCCGACAUCACCACCUUUUUCAACAUCAUCAUCUCCCAAAGACCAAGGCAACCCAUCAUAUAUCUAGCCGGCGAUUCAUCCCUCGACAACAAGUACUGGCUGCCAUCCAGCUCACCAAGCGGCAAAUCUCUACCCGUUGCCGUUCCUGACAUCUACAGGGCCGCGCUGGGGCGACCAUUCCCCAAGGCAGAUCAUGACGAAUUUAUCAGAGAUCACAUCCGCGCCGAUGACUUUCUCAUCGUCUCGGUCGGCGCAAAUGACAUCGCCAUGAGCCCCAAUUUUUCUACCAUCUGGCACAUGCUUCUGCUUGCCUGGCUGACGCCGCUGUCUUCUAUCCGCAGCGGCAGAGCAUGGGCACUUCGGUAUUUUGUCAACAUGUUCAAGUCAAAGGUUGAGUUGUACAUAUCCAAGCUGGUCGAGAAGCAUAAGCCCAAGGCCGUCGUCGUCUGUAUGAUCUACUUUCCUCUUGAGGCACAGGCAGCGAGGCAAUCUAGUUGGGCGGACAUUCCUCUCAGGGUUCUGGGAUACAACACGUGGCCUGGGCGGUUGCAGGCGGCCAUCGCCAAGAUGUAUGAGCUUGCGACGAAGGAGAUUGAGAUUCCUGGGGUCAAGAUCAUUCCGUUUGCGCUGUUUGAGAUUCUGGAUGGGAAGGAUGGCGGCGAUUAUGUCGAGAGGGUAGAGCCGAGUGUGGAAGGGGGUCGGAAGAUGGCAUCGCAACUGGCGGGAAUUAUUGGGCCGUUGAUCGAAGAGGAGAAGUAG